Messenger RNA from Callorhinchus milii (elephant shark), 1399 nucleotides. RefSeq names its product tetratricopeptide repeat domain 4 (gene ttc4). Lineage: Eukaryota; Metazoa; Chordata; Chondrichthyes; Chimaeriformes; Callorhinchidae. The transcript has 10 exons. The record is from RefSeq and is a predicted model, not a curated record. The coding region runs from base 44 to 1195 and encodes 383 amino acids. Gene Ontology annotation, molecular function: Hsp90 protein binding.
AGGGGGGCAGGGGCAGGAGGGGGAGCAGGAGGAGGGGGAGGGGAUGGACGCCUUCAUGGACCAGUUCAAACAUCAGAGAUACAGAGCGGGUUUCAACGAGGACAACUGGGAGGAGGAGUUUGACAAUAUUCCCAUGUUCAUGAAGAAGGCACCAGAGGAAAUCGAUCCAGUGAAGACUCCGGAACUUGCUUGUAUCCAGACCAUUCUGUACGAUGAAGACCAAUCACCAGAAGAUCUUGCAAAAACAUACAAAGAUGAAGGGAAUCAUUACUUCGGGGAAAAGAAUUAUAAGAAAGCCAUCAUCUCGUACACAGAAGGGCUUAAGAAGAAAUGCAGUGAUCCCAAUCUUAACACCGUACUCUACACAAACCGAGCCGCUGCACAUUUUCACUUAGGUAACAAUCGAUCUGCAUUAAAUGAUGCGAUAGAGGCUAGGAAGCUGAAGCCGGACCAUCUGAAAGCGAUAAUCAGAGGUGUCCUGUGCCAUACUGAGCUGAAAGAUUACAGUAAGGCCAUAAUGUGGUGCAACGAGGGGCUCCAGGUUAAUCCAAAGGAGAAACAAUUGGUGGACCUGAGAUCGAGGGCUGACAAACAGAAGCGUGUGGAAGAGAGGAAUGCAAGGAAGGCAAAGUUGAAGGAAAAGAAGGAACAUUUGCAGAAAGAAGCUCUACUGAAAGCCAUUGAGGAAAGGAAGAUCAAACUGUUUCGAUCUCAGGAAUGUUUCAGUCGACAUUCAGAUGAGGAGGAGGAGGAAAGAGUGUCAAAAAACUUGAUGGAUUUGUCGUUUGAUGGUACAGAUGCUGAGAGUGCUACCGGUGCCAGGGUGUACCUGGAUGAAAAUGGCAACUUGCAGUGGCCUGUCCUGUUCCUCUACCCUGAGUACGGGCAAACCGACUUCAUCUCAGCAUUUAACGAAGACACACGGUUUAUUGAUCACUUAUCAGUGAUGUUUGAUAAAGACUUGCCCCCCUGGGACGUGGAGAAAAAAUAUCAGGCAGAUCGUUUAGAGCUGUAUUUUGAAGAUGAAGAAAGAGAGGAUCUGUUUCGAGUGAACCCUGACUGUACCCUGCGGCAGGUACUGAGCCACCCCAGGUAUUUUGUGAAGGCUGGCUCUCCUAAGUUCAUUAUUCUGGUCAGGGGCUCAUCAUAUUCCUUGGAAUUUUUGUCUGGGAAGAAACUUCAACAAGCAAGUUGAGCUGUUUCAAAAUCAUCCAUAGAUGUGGCCAUCAACUGGAACGAGCUUUCUUCGACCAUCAAGCAAGCAGAGGAAGAGGACAUUUUGCCACGUGCUAAUGAAUGUAUGAGAAGAUGGAAACGUCGUAGAAGGGGAGGGGAAAAAAGACGAUGUCAAAGGUGAAACACUUCAAUAAAGAAAAAAACCUGAUGUGUUUAACUGCAA